Molecule: messenger RNA, 1519 nt
Organism: Cicer arietinum (chickpea)
Lineage: Eukaryota; Viridiplantae; Streptophyta; Magnoliopsida; Fabales; Fabaceae
Product: aspartyl protease family protein 2
Biological process (GO): proteolysis
Molecular function (GO): aspartic-type endopeptidase activity
Source: RefSeq, a predicted model, not a curated record
CUUUCCAUUAUUAAUAUUCACUCACACCAUCUUCAACUUCACUUCAUACUAUCACACUUAUUUCUCCUCUCUCUCUCUACAAUGGAAGAGAAUAAGAAAACCCUUCUCUUCCUAUUUUUGGCCAUCUCCUUCACUCUCUCAACAACCACCACCACUCACACAUUUCAAUUCCAAACACAAACUCUCUCUAUUAACUCUCUCCCCAAUGCUCCCACACUCCCAUCACCCGAAUCAGAAGAGCUACUAUCCAUACCCGAAUCCGACCCACAACCUCUCUCACUUCAACUCCACCAUGUAGACGCACUCUCCAACAACAAAACACCACAACAGCUCUUCCAUCUCCGACUCCAAAGAGAUGCCGCCAGAGUUGAAUCCUUCACUCUCGCAGCAGCUCUCAACCAGUCCCAUAGAUCCGGGUCGGGUUUCAGCAGCUCCAUCGUUUCAGGUCUUUCUCAAGGAAGCGGUGAGUAUUUCACACGCAUAGGCGUAGGAACUCCGGCGAAGUACGUUUUCAUGGUUCUCGACACCGGAAGCGACGUCGUUUGGCUUCAAUGCGCUCCAUGCCGUAAAUGCUACUCACAGCAAGAUCCAAUUUUCGACCCGACGAAAUCACGUACCUUCGCCGGAAUCCCGUGCGGUGCUCCUCUUUGUCGGCGACUUGAUUCCUCCGGUUGUAACAACAAGAACAAGGUUUGUCAAUAUCAGGUUUCGUAUGGUGACGGAUCUUUCACUUUCGGUGAUUUCUCUACAGAAACGCUGACGUUUCGUAAGACACGCGUGACGCGUGUGGCUUUCGGAUGUGGUCAUGAUAACGAAGGUCUUUUCGUUGGUGCUGAUGGUUUAUUAGGUCUUGGUCGUGGGAGAUUAUCUUUUCCGGUUCAAACCGGACGCCGGUUCAAUCAGAAAUUCUCUUAUUGUCUUGUAGACCGGUCUGCUUCUGCAAAACCGUCUUCCAUUGUCUUCGGUGACUCGGCCGUUUCUCGAACCGCCCGGUUCACUCCGCUACUAAAAAACCCUAAACUCGAUACUUUCUAUUACUUAGAACUUCUUGGAAUAAGCGUCGGUGGCGCGCCUGUCCGCGGCGUAUCCGCUUCGCUCUUCAAACUCGACCCCGCCGGAAACGGCGGCGUUAUAAUUGAUUCGGGUACUUCCGUGACUCGAUUGACCCGACCCGCUUACAUUGCGCUGAGAGAUGCAUUUCGUGUUGGUGCUUCGCAUCUGAAGCGGGCGCCGGAGUUUUCGCUGUUUGAUACUUGUUUUGAUUUGUCGGGACUAACGGAGGUUAAGGUGCCGACGGUGGUGCUUCAUUUCCGGGAUUCUGACGUGUCGCUUCCGGCGACGAAUUACUUGAUUCCAGUGGAUAACAGUGGCAGCUUCUGCUUUGCUUUCGCCGGAACGAUGAGUGGUUUGUCUAUCAUUGGCAACAUUCAGCAGCAAGGAUUUCGGGUUGUUUAUGAUCUUGCGGGUUCGCGGGUCGGGUUUGCCCCGAGAGGGUGCGUUUGAGUAAUGAGAAUUGGGA